Molecule: messenger RNA, 1253 nt
Organism: Rhododendron vialii
Lineage: Eukaryota; Viridiplantae; Streptophyta; Magnoliopsida; Ericales; Ericaceae
Exons: 2
Coding region: 182-700 (172 amino acids)
Source: RefSeq, a predicted model, not a curated record
UUCUCGGCCCGUGGGAGAAUUGACUUUGCAACGGCUACUUUCUGUCCUCUUAAAACAGAUGCUCCAGCCCAGACUUGCAAACCGCUGAGAAGAAAAAACAGAGUCGGAAAAUCGCAACACAGCACCAAACAAGCUACACGAGAGAGAGAGAGAGAGAGAGUGUGUGUGUACUGGGUUGAGAAUGGAAAUCCCAAUGGAAAUGAAAAUGCCAGCGGAAAUGGGAAUAAGGGAAAACAUGAUGGUGGUGGUGGUGGUGGAGUACCUGGGCGACUCGAUGUCGAAAGAUCUCCUCGGCAAGUUCCCCGACUACUCCGCCUUCGACUUCGACUACUCCCAGAGCUCCCUGUGGUCGCCUCUGAGAAAGCUAGCCUACCACCGGGACGACGAUGAGGAACACGAAAAAGAGGAGGAACACGAGGGGUUGGUGCUUGUCGACGCUUUGAAGAAGGCCACCGUCGAUUUGAAGAAGAAGAUCGCCACCGGUACUCACGUCUUUCACGAUAAAAUUCGGAUGCUGAAGCAGAGGAGGAGGAAGAAGAAGCAGAAGGCCGCCUUUGAUUUCUCUCCCGCCCCUGUUUCCUCCCCAACCCCAAGAAAGGGAUGGAAUAAGCUUUUGAAAGUCGCCUCUAAGCGUUUCAAGAAGGCUGCCAAGAAAAAGGACCCCACCUAUCAUAACAGGCUUAGCUACCCAAUUGUAUGAUUUUACGAAAAGGAUAUACACACAGAUUUCAGAUCUGUGCAAGCAAGCACAGACCUCUUUCAGGCUAGUUUUGGAUCUCAAAAAAAAUGAUCGGAGUUGUUCAUUUUGUUUAAAAUGCUUUGUUUAUGGUCUCUACCAAAAAUCAACUGAAUAGAAUAUCAGUAAGAGUGUAUACGAAACAUCCAAUUUUGUCCUAGAAUUUAGGCUUGAAUUCUGGAACAAAGUUGUAUGUUUCUUAGACACACUUACCAAUAUCCUAGUCAGUUGAUUUUGGUAGGAAUCAUAAACAAAAUAUUUUAAACAAAAUGAGCAACUCUGAUCAUUUUUUAGAACCCGAAACGGAUCUAAAAGAAGUCUGUGCAUGCUGGCACAGAUUACACAAUCUGUGUAGAUAGCAAUUCAAAUUUCUAGUCUGUGUCCUUCCCAGCUUAGGGUUCCCCUUAUUCCAUCUUUAUUACUUGCAUUUGUAUCCCUUUGACCAAUAACUGUUAUAUCGAUGUUAUUUUUUCCUGGUCCGUAGUAAAGUGUAUGGUAUUCUGUCACCUUCGUUGGA